Molecule: messenger RNA, 2878 nt
Organism: Bursaphelenchus xylophilus (pine wood nematode)
Lineage: Eukaryota; Metazoa; Nematoda; Chromadorea; Rhabditida; Aphelenchoididae
Source: the annotation of a GenBank genome assembly
AUGAGGCUCUUCUUUUUGUACAUUCUGCUGCUAAUUGGAGGUAACUUUGGCCCUCUUUUAGUCAUCCUUUGCUUCUUCUUUUUUGAUUACAUUAAAACUUUUAGUGGCUUAUGCGAGUAUAAACGAUGUCCCGGUCAAAUAUAAGAACAAAGGGACGGUGGCGGAGAUUGAGAUGAGCACCGAAUCCGGUCACGACAUGUACCAGAGGUGGACGGACCAGGCCUUUAGUAGUUUACUGGCCGCUGUGGCUACCAGGAAGUAAGAUUUUAAUUUUUUGAAACCUUUUUCGUUGAUUGAUAUAUUUGAUAUCGGUCGACAUGAUUUUUGCGACAAACGUUUCCUUUGUUUUCGGUUUUUUCUUCUGAUUUUCACAUGAUUGAUUUGCUUUUCCUUAAAAAAAAUACUUUUCACAAUAAAUGCAAUUAAUCCAAGAUUGCAAAACAAAAUAAUAUCUGGUCUCAUGAUUUCCUGCAAAAAUUCUUAUGCAGAACGUUUUAUGAUCUUUUCACCUCCAAUUACAGUAUGCACCAUCUGUCCGACCUUGAACAAGUCCACUUAGAAGAGUGUUCCAAAGCCGCCGACACUGUGAUUAAGCAUGCUCGAUGCGUAAAGAAAGUUUUGGAUCAGAGAGGUAAGAAGUUCAUAAGGAAAGACAUCAGUCCGGCAGGUUCCUUAAGCUCCGGUGACGGAUGAGAUCGCCGCAGAAUAUACCGUAUGUUUAUCUGAUAUCUUUUCAGACAAACGGAAACAAAGUCGGGUCGCGGCUUUGCGCAAAAAGAAACUCGAAAAGGAUACCGUAACAGAGCGGAAGAAGGAGGGAGAAUGGGUGGGAGGGAUUCGGAUCAGGAGGAGUGUGGCCAAAGCUGAAAGAUAUGGCCUGAAAACAAAGAAUGAUGGCAUGACCGCGUUCGGAGCUGUGGCCAAGGUCCUUAAUCAAGCUGUUUCUGGCCAAAAGAACAAGACUGAGCCCGAAUCGUAAGCCUUAUCCACUUCUUUGGAAUCAGAAAUGAUGUUUAUUGUUUUGUUCUUUAUUUUUUUAUUUUUUUACAUAUUUCAUGGCGUAACAAAAUCAAAAAUUAUGUAGAAUUUAUUAGGUUCACAUUUUCUCGAUUUAUCAUCAAUUUUUAACUACAUGAUGACAUUACAAUCCAUCUCCUUUUCAGAUGGCAAAUGGCCGUCGAAAAAGUUCGUCUAAGUGCCCAUAAGCGGAAGGCCGCCAGAAAGGCCUUUGCCGAACGCCAAGAGAAGGGGGACUUUGAGAAUCUGCAGCAAUUGGCCUUCAGAAAUCUCGGCCAAAAGCACAGUAUGGCCAACGAAUUGGAGGGCAUGAUCGAGAAGCCUGAUGAAAUGAAGAAAAUGAUCCGAGACAAGAAAUUCAAGAUGAUGGCAGAUCCAGUGGGACGGAUGACCAAUCUGGUGAGAGAGGGUGUCAAGUUGGGAUUCUCAUUGGCCGGCCAAAACUCCUCCGAUUUGGAUGAAAAAACUUUGAGUUUAAUAUCUCCAAGGUUCUUCUCGGUCACUCCAGAACAGGAUGCAGAUGGAAAUUCCACUGUAAGUUGGUGACUGCAGUCCUAUUCGUUUUUUUUCAAAAUUUUAAUGACCGUUUUGUAAGUUUAAAUUACUUUAGGUCAACAUUUUGUCCCCAUCGUUGCUCAGUCUUCACAAUGAGGGCUCAGGAACUGAAAAUUUAACAAGUUUGCCCACUCUUGUCAAAGGAUUCAAUGGCAGAGAUCAACAGGAAUGGCUGAACUUUAUUGUGGAAGCAGCUGGAGUCAGCGAUCAGGCUGAGAAAUUGGACCAAGUACGCUAAUUCGAUUAGACAAAGUUACACAAAUCAUUUUACUGUAUUGAAAUGAUGUUUGUUUUGCAGGAGACCGAAGACAUCAGUAAAGUCAAAUCAAUUGAGGAUUACGAGAAGGAGGUCAGAGGAAAAGAUGGACAACCACUCUAUUUCACCAAGAAAAAUGUGACCGAUAUGUACGGAGACUAUGAGAAACGGAAGGUAGAGACCUUUGAAGAGCUCUCCAAGUCAUAUACGAAGCAACAAGUAAGUGAUUUACGUCUUCAUAAACUAAUCGUGCUAUUGUCUACUACAAUAUAAAAAAGUUCAAAAUCAUUGCCAAUAAAAUUUUAGCUCAAAGAAAUGAAUACGACAGGAUUCUCGAUUCUGAACAAAGACCAACUUCGACAUUUGUAUGGUCCCGACUCUCCUUACAACCACACCGAGAGCUACCAUAAACUGACCAAUAUGAGUAAAUCUCACAUCUUGAGUAGAAUGGAAAAGGACAUCGAGCUGAUCACUCAGAUGGAGAAAUUCGAGAACAAACAGAAGGAUAUUGCCCUCUCUCCAAUCGUGUUGUCACCUCUGAUCCUUGCCACGCCAGCCUUGAAUACCUUCGUCGUUUUGUCGCCUCUCGUCUUGUCGCCGAUUAUUCUGUCGCCGGCCGUGUUGGGUCCCAUUAUUCUGUCGCCUUGGGUGUUCAUCCCACUGAUCCUCAGUCCUCGUGUCUUAUCCCCUCUGAUCUUGACACCCAUGAUCUUCUCGCCCCUGAUUCUUUCUCCUCUCGUUUUGCAUCCGUUGAUCUUAUGUCCGGGUGUUUUCAAUCCCCUUAUCUUGACUCCAUUGGUGUUAUCUCCCCUCAUUUUGUCUCCCCAAGUGUUCACGCCCAUUAUUCUGUCUCCUUUGGUUCUCAAUCCUCUUAUUCUUAACCCUAUGGUUGGAUCUCCGCUGGUUCUUUCGCCUUUCGUCCUGUCUCCCUUAAUUCUUUCGCCUCAGGCACUCUUCGCAUUGGUUUUGUCGCCGUAUGCGGCUUCGCCGUUGAUUGAGAGUAAACUGAUUGUGGCGUCACUUGUCCUGUCGCCGAGUUGGUUGUCGUAA